AUGGCUGGAACUGUUGAAUCAAAAGACCAGGAGCUUCAGCUCUACGAUUCAGACGCAAGAUCCCAGGAGGUAGAUCCAUCUUGGAGCCUGGAUGACAAGCGUAGGGUCGUGCGAAAGCUCGACCUAUACUUAAUGCCCCUACUCGUUUUCGGAUUCUUCGUACUGCAGCUUGAUCGAAGCAACAUCUCGAACGCACUCACAGACACCAUCACCACAGAUCUGGGUAUAACUUCGGACGAUGUCAACCUCGGAAACCAAUUAAUGCUCGCGGGUAUCGUCAUCGCUGAGCUGCCUUCGAACGUACUACUUCAGAAGAUCGGAGCACCCCUUUGGCUCACGGGGCAGAUGGGUAUCUGGGGCACUAUCGCGUUGACACAAGCCUGGUGUACGAACAAGUCUUCUUUUUACGCGACACGUUUCCUUCUGGGGUUGUUUGAGGGUGGCUAUAUCCCUGGAGCCCAGUACGUGCUUUCGCUGUAUUACACGAGAGAGGAGCUUGCGCUCCGAACCGCCGUGUUCUACUUUGGAAACUAUUUCGCAACUGCGAUAGGUUCUUUGCUGGCAUCUGGCAUCCUCCAACUUGCUGGUAGUGGGGGCCUUGCCGGUUGGCAAUGGCUUUUCAUCAGUAAGCUACCCGAAUAUGAAAGACAUGUAUUCUUCGCUAACGUCCCCUGCCCAUCAGUCGAGGGCAUUCUGACAUUACUCGUAUUCGUCAUCUUCAUCCUCUUUCUCCCGCGAAACCCUGAGCACACCAAGCCUCUUCACGGCGCCUGGGAUUUCUUCACAUCCCAAGAUCGUAAAAUUCUCAUCUCCCGGCACAACUUCACAUCAGCCAGCUACAAAGCAGACAUGAGCUGGGCCUUGAUCAAGUCGGCUUUCAUAGACGUCCGUCUCUGGCUACACCUCGUCCUCAAUUUCGUCAGCCUCGCGCCCAAAGGCGGUCUCCAACUCUACGGGCCCCUCGUCAUCAGAAACCUCGGCUUCUCAAAGACCAAAGCCAACGCCCUGAAUUCCGUCAGUUCCUUCCUCGUCGUCGUCUUCUCCUUCCUCAUCUCCUACGCCUCGGACGCUACGCGUCUCCGCGGUCCAUGGUGCAUUGUCGCAUUCGCAUGGUCCAUGGCCUUCGCCGGCACGCUGUACGGUCUCCCGCUCCGCGCAGACAAAUGGACGCGCUACUGGGUUUUCACUUUCCUGGGUAGUGGGAAUGCGCUUUCGCAGGGCUUGAAUGACGCUUGGCUCAGUGUAAAUGCGGAGACACCGGCGAAGAGGAGCAUAGGACUUGCGUAUGUGGUUAUUGGGAGUAAUUUGGGGGGACUGGCCGGGCAGCAGAUUUUCCGGACGAGUGAUGCGCUGAGGUAUCUACGUGCUCUCUUGACGAUUCUCUUGUUAUAUGCGGCUAGUAUGCUGAUUACUUGUGUGGUUAUGGCGGUCUACUGGUGGGGUAAUAGACGGCAAGGAGUGACUGGAGAGCUAGAAGAGCAUGAAGAUGGGGAGGGAAUGGUGGAUAGGAGGCUGCGACGUCAGCUUUGA
Messenger RNA from Didymosphaeria variabile, 1530 nucleotides. RefSeq lists its product as uncharacterized. The transcript is spliced from 2 exons. Bases 1 to 1530 code for a protein of 509 amino acids. The record is from RefSeq and is a predicted model, not a curated record. Gene Ontology annotation, cellular component: membrane. NCBI's taxonomy places the organism in Eukaryota, Fungi, Ascomycota, Dothideomycetes, Pleosporales, Didymosphaeriaceae. Gene Ontology annotation, molecular function: transmembrane transporter activity. Gene Ontology annotation, biological process: transmembrane transport.